AUGGCGUCCGCGCGCGUCGCGAUCGCGCCCGCGAUGGCGUCCGCGUCCGCGCGAGGGAGGCUUCGCGCGGCGCGCGCGGCGGCCGCGUCCUCGCGCGUCGUCGCGUCGAUCUCGUCGUCGCUCGGAUCGAAGCGCGCGUCGCGCGGCGCCGCGCGCGCGCUCCGCGAGCGGCGGCGCGCGACGACGUCGACGGCGACGCGUCGCCGCCGCGACGCGCGCGCGUUCGCGCUGUUCGGCCCGCCGCCGGACCCGGCGCUCCUCCUCGCCGAAGGGAAGGCGCUGUACGCCGAGGGCGAGCGCAUGCGAGGGUACAAAACCUUCGAGAGGGCGCUGCGGCAGGACACCAUCGACGUCGAGACGCGACGAGAGCUCCUGUACUGCUGCAUGUGCUGCAACGCCGCGUUCGGGGACGUCGAGACGGCGAAGCAGUUCUUGAGAGACAUGAACAUCGCGGGCCUGCCGUUCGACGUCGCGAUGCUGGACGAUCGCCUCAUGCCGCUCGAGAGCAGCGCGCAGAUGCGGAACCAGCUCGUCAAGUUCGCGUCGGGGGAGAUGAAGUCGCAGGGCACGGUGCAGAGGGAGAUCUUCGAGCGCGACCGCGCGCCGAGGGGGAACCUCGGCGCGAUGGGAGGCGGCGGCGCUGGGAAGCCGCAGCGGAUGGGCGACAUGGACCUCAUGAAUCUGGAGAUCUCCGGGGACACGAGCGCGGAGACGAAGGACAUCGUGAAGAGAGUGCUGGGACUCGUCGUCGCGAGCGUGGUGGGAUUCGUCGGGUUGUUUCAGUUCGGGUUAACGUUCUUGCGGUGA
Molecule: messenger RNA, 807 nt
Organism: Micromonas pusilla CCMP1545
Lineage: Eukaryota; Viridiplantae; Chlorophyta; Mamiellophyceae; Mamiellales; Mamiellaceae
Exons: 1
Coding region: 1-807 (268 amino acids)
Source: RefSeq, a predicted model, not a curated record